Messenger RNA from Beauveria bassiana ARSEF 2860, 1044 nucleotides. RefSeq names its product Ankyrin repeat protein. Lineage: Eukaryota; Fungi; Ascomycota; Sordariomycetes; Hypocreales; Cordycipitaceae. Bases 1 to 1044 code for a protein of 347 amino acids. The record is from RefSeq and is a predicted model, not a curated record. The transcript is spliced from 3 exons.
AUGUCCUUGAGAAUCAUCCCUGCCAACAUCAUCAGCCGUUUACAGGCCCUUAGCACCGGCCAGACGCCCGACACCCCGAAUGAGGACGAACCCGCCGCUGAUACGGCUCCCAGGCACGCAGGUAGCCGCAAUGAGAAUGGCCAUUAUGACCCGUCCCCCAUAGACGUCGCCGUCGUGCGCAUCAUGCUCGCCAAGGCCACCAAGCUACCCGUGGAUGUCGUAGACGGCAUUUUCGAGCUCGCAGAGUAUUGGGUACGCACCACGACUGCCGCAGAUUAUUCCGGCAACGCGCUGUAUGUGAGCUCUCGCUCCGUUCAAGACAGGUUUCUGGUCCGAUCACUGCCCAUUGGGUUCACGAGCGAGCACGGCGGCGACCUAGAUCUCAAGGGCGAACCUGCCCCCGCGAAGCCUUUAAAAAGUACAGUACCCGCCAAUAAGCUGGCAAGAAUGGCAGACUAUCCGCUGCCUAAGCUCCAAGGCCCUGUGCGUAAAGUUGUCUUCAAGUUUACCUCGCAUGAUCAGGGCUGGUCGGGCGAGACUGGCGGCCUCUACGAAAACUCUUGGACCUGGUUUGAAGCUGGUCUAGAGCGGCUAGAAGACUCUGAAAUCGGUGCGCCUCGAGACCCUCCACCGACUGCUCUUUAUCGACAAGCCCUUCGACCUGUACAUCCGGCCAUCGAAGAAGUCAUAGAGGAGAAGAAAGAAGACGCUGAAAAUGGAGAAGCAGCACCGCAAGAGCCCCAAUUCCAAUAUCAAUUUCCGUUGAUCCAGAGUCCGAAAUGGACGGUCUGCCGAAACAAGCGCGCCCACAGAGACUGGCAAGACCACACCAUCACGUGGGCGUGCUACGAUGACGUACAGGCAGACUCUGACGGCAGCAAAGCUCUGGAGGAGAAUGGGCGCGGUCGGGAAACUGGCGACGGCGAGUUUGUGCGGAGCCUGCAGCUCGGUGAUGUGGUGACGCUGUGGGCAAAGGCCAGGUUCCCCGGCUGGGUCAACAACAUCUUAGCUGCCAGCAUUGACGUAUACUGGGCAGCCACUUGA